Molecule: messenger RNA, 674 nt
Organism: Gossypium arboreum
Lineage: Eukaryota; Viridiplantae; Streptophyta; Magnoliopsida; Malvales; Malvaceae
Exons: 3
Coding region: 123-527 (134 amino acids)
Source: RefSeq, a predicted model, not a curated record
UGACGUUUUCCAACCCUCGCCUAAUCCGCAUGCCGCAUGCUGCAUGCUCUAUAUAAGCAAAUGCCAGGUUAUGUGGGAAAUAAACAUAGCGUUGUGGUGUUUGAUUUUUAUUUUCCCAUUCAAUGUUCGGAAUCAAAGUAGAGUUCACUUUCUACCCAAGGAGGAAAACCAUUUUGCACCCAAGGAGGAAAGUAAAUAUGCCUAAGAAAGGGAGAAAAUCCAUGGAGACAAGGAUGAAAGCAAUAAAGAGAGAGAUGAGAGAGAUUAGCAAAGAGCAAGAAAGCAUAAAAGAAGGGGAUUCGCAAGUUGGGGCCAAAUUGCAAGCAAUCAACGAUGAAUGCCAGCAGCUCCGCCGUGAAACUGACCAAAUCAUUCAAAAAGCCGCCAACAGUGAAAUCCGGUUAGCGCUGAUGUUUCAAAUCCUUAAGGCUCGUGAGGAAGGUGAUUUUGCAAAGGCUCAUCAAUUAACUGCACUGCUCCGUGAAGUUGUAGCCAUGGAUGAGUUAAUUGCACAAAUAGAAUCCUGAUUAAAUUAUAAAUAUAUUACAGUUUUGUAUCCUUUCUUUUUGUGAAAACAAAUUUAGUACUCAAUGCUAUCCCAAUAAAACAUUAAAUUCUAGAUUUGCAUGUAAGAAUAUGAAAAAUAAAUGUUCUAUAACACUUAUUUUUUGUCA